This is a messenger RNA of Drosophila subpulchrella, 1626 nucleotides long. RefSeq lists its product as uncharacterized. NCBI's taxonomy places the organism in Eukaryota, Metazoa, Arthropoda, Insecta, Diptera, Drosophilidae. The record is from RefSeq and is a predicted model, not a curated record. Bases 97 to 1050 code for a protein of 317 amino acids. The transcript has a single exon.
CUAAAAAUACAGAACAGCUGUUAGCUGUUAUAAAAAAUAAAUAAUAGUAAUUAUAAAUUUAAAAUAGUUUAAUUACACAAACAUUAAUUAUUUACCAUGGAGAGACUGAACGAUGAUUGCGUGUGCAACAUACUGGAGUUCCUUCCCCUCGUGGAGCAGAUUAAGAUGGCCCGGCUGGCGCCGCGGUUCCAGGAGCUUCUCUGCCUGAUUGUGUGGCGUAAACCGCGCUACCGUAAGGUUUCCGUAUCCGACUCCAUUCUGGAGCCCCUCAGCAAGGAGGACUACGUCUAUUUCUUCGAACUUACGAGCCCCGCAAUGGAGGAACUGUAUAUUUGGAACGUGCACAAGAAGGCCUUCGAUUCGUACUUGGGUCGCCAUCUGAUGAGACCCGAUUUGGCCUUUUACCUGCGCAGGGACUACAGCAAUCUCCGGGAGCUCUGCAUCGCGGACGAGAGCAUGAACAACAGCAUGAUCCACACGAUAGCCAAGAGCUGUCGCCAGCUGCGCAGCCUGAGCGUUUCCAGUGCCUACGUUACGGGGAAACAUAUCACUGGAUUGACCCAUCUGGAGACUCUGGUGGCGCCCGAAUGCUCUGUGGAACUGUCCUACCUGGUAGAGCUGCUGGAACAGCUCCCCCUGAAGCACCUGGACCUCACCUCAAACCGGCAUCCCGUGGAGGCGACCAUUCUGCAGACGAAGGGCAGCAAACGACUGGAGCGCCUCGGUCUUUCCGAUGCCCAGGACUACGGCUUCCCGCUGGCCGAUAGCCUGCCUCACCUGACAACGUUGGUCGUCAGCUACCACAAGGUUAGCCCCCAGGAUCAACUGGACAUGCUGGAGUCGACGCGUCAACGGGUAGAACGAUCCGAGCGGAAGUUUCCCAAGCGCCUGCAAUCGAUCUUGUGCAAUAAGGUGGAUGUGGAGGUGGCCCUCGAGCAGAUUGCAGGCCUUGAGAAACGCCAUCCGAGGGACACGCCAAAGUUUAAUGAACUACUAAAAAUAAUGUAUUUCUUGUCGAAUCCGCAGGACGGAGAUAAGAAAUCACCUUGAAAAAGCAGGCGAUCUUCGCCAGACCUGCCCCCCAUGUUUGCCCUUGUAAAUACAUAAAUAAGUACUAGACGUCACCAAAGUGACAAGUGGAACUGAUAUGUUUAUCUGCUACUAGCUGAUCCCUAGUGUAAUUAUGUGUCUACGGAGAUAAGGCCUGUUUGCUGGGGUCUAUUAUGUUUACCAAUGAGAUUUCGGCGCCAAUUUCAUACAUUUUGAUCAGUUUUAAAAGCUUAACCAAAUUAAUUUACUUUACCUUUAACGAGGGUAGUAUUUAUAAAUAUAGUAUUGCUCUUCCUAGUAAAUAUAAUUUGUUAUUCCUAACCCUUUGCUAACCUGUGUAUAUAUUGCAAAAAAAUACUUGAACUGUUUCUGAAUAACGUGUUAUCGCAUUCUACAAACAUAUUUAAAAUAUUUUUGUUUAUCGUGGAUGUGUUAAUGUAGCACCGUCAUAAAUACUUAUAUUUUUCUUCUAAAGAAUUUUGUUCGUAUCCGGCAGCUCUCUUUGAAAUACUGUUUAAUUUUAAAUGGUAAAUGUAUUUAUUAAGACAAUAAGAAGCAAAGGGUAAUAAAAUGAAA